Molecule: messenger RNA, 2839 nt
Organism: Malania oleifera
Lineage: Eukaryota; Viridiplantae; Streptophyta; Magnoliopsida; Santalales; Ximeniaceae
Product: cation/calcium exchanger 4-like
Exons: 1
Coding region: 454-2433 (659 amino acids)
Biological process (GO): monoatomic cation transport; transmembrane transport
Cellular component (GO): membrane
Molecular function (GO): monoatomic cation transmembrane transporter activity
Source: RefSeq, a predicted model, not a curated record
GGUCACCCCGUAAGAAGGGCGACGCGCAGCCGGAACGCGCUUUGCCCCCGACAUAACAAAAUCCAUCCAGGCCAUCCUACCAUUACAUUACAAUAGGCUCGUCUUCUUCUCCAGCUACAGAUUGUGCAAGAAACUGCGAAGAAGCUGCUUCUCUUGUUCCCAAUCUCCACAGGGACCUACCUCUUUGAAUCUUCCCCCGAAUCCCUUCAAUUGCAUUUACCUUCAACCAAAUUUCUCUGUAAUAAUUCUCUUUCUACCUUCUACCUUCUUCUUCUUCUUCUUCUUCUUCUUCUUCUUGGCUUAAUUCUGUUCCCUCACAUCGAAAUUAGGGUUUCAGAUUUCCUGGUUGAAACCCUAGACAAGACCCUUUUGACCGCGGCCCUCGAAUUACUCGUCUUUUUGAUCGAUCGGCUAUUCCUUAUGGAAAUUUAGGGUUAGAGGGAGGAGGAUAUAAUGGUGGAACGGAAGAAUUUUCACCCCUCGCGGCGUUUUUCUCCGUUUCGCAGUGUUUUUAACGGAGCUUGUGCAGUAGUCAUGUUUUUCCUCUUCUACAACCAGGAAGAAUUUAUGAGAAAUAAGUUUCUAAGGAGCGCUCUUUCGGUUCUUCCUCCCCGUUGGAGUAUCGGAGAUGCCUUCUUCACUCAGGUAAGUGACGUUGAGGUAAUUCAUAGAAGAACUGCUGAAAUAAGUGUUCCUUCGUCAAAUUAUACUCUUGGUGUUAAUGGGUCUGUCCAAAAUAAUGUAUCCGUGAAUGAUCCCAACUGGUGUGGUGACUUGUUUGAGCACAAGGGUUAUAACAGCCGGUGUGAGUACUUGGUAGCCCACCCAAACUGCACUUCAGGGGGCCUUUUCAACUACAUAUUCUUUUUCUAUUGUGAUUGCGAGAGAUUUAGUGUUUUGGGAUAUGCAGUCUUGGCAAUGUGGCUUGCUGCUUUGUUCUAUGUAUUGGGUAACACAGCCGCAGACUACUUCUGUUGUUCAUUGGAGAAGCUUUCGAGUCUUUUGAAGUUGCCUCCAACUGUGGCAGGAGUUUCUCUGCUUCCACUUGGGAAUGGAGCUCCUGAUGUAUUUGCGAGCAUAGCUGCUUUUGUCGGCAAGGAUGCAGGCGAAGUGGGUCUAAACAGUGUGUUGGGUGGGGCUGUGUUUGUUGCCUGUAUUGUGGUGGGAACCGUUUCAAUUUGUGUGGCAGAGAUGAGGAUUCAAAUCGAUAAGAAAUGUUUCAUUAGAGAUAUCGGUUUCUUUCUCUUCACUCUUAUGUGCCUUGCCAUUGUAUUGGUUGUUGGUGAGGUGAGUGUUGGGGGAGCCAUUGCCUUUGUCUCAAUUUAUUUUGUGUACGCGUUCUUUGUUGCUACAAAUGAGAUUUUAAGGAAACAGGCCCGGAAGUUGAGGUUGGAUGCUGUCACUCCAUUGCUUCCUGUUAGAGGAAGUAUCUUUUCUCAUGGGAGUGAAGAAGAUGAAUCAAUUUAUAGUUCCCUGCUUGAGUCUGACUCUGGGAGUGAUGUUCCACAUCUCCAAACUAGGCUGCCCCAGUGGAUGUGGGCUUCGAAUGUGGCAAUUUAUUCGAAUCAGGCUUUGAAGGCUAAUGUGGCAGAGAGCCCACGAUCCUUGUGGGGUUGGACCGAGGAGGAGAUGGCUUAUGGCCACUCGCCCUUCUCUUGUUCUAAUCUAUUUUCCUUGCUGGAGAUGCCAUUUACACUCCCUAGACAGUUGACAAUUCCUAUAGUUGAUGAGGAGCGGUGGUCGAAGGGGUUUGCUGUGGCUAGUGCAGUUUUGGCUCCCAUUCUAUUGGCAUUUUUAUGGAACACUCAAGAUAAUGUGGGUUCUUUAAAUGGAAAACUUGCUUAUGUAUUAGGAUUUGCACUGGGUGGAACACUUGGAGUUCUUGCAUUUUUGUACACCAGGCCUGACCAGCCACCUCGUAGGUGCUUAUUUCCAUGGGUUUUUGGAGGAUUUUUUAUGAGCAUCAUCUGGUUCUACAUUGUUGCGAAUGAGCUUGUUGCUCUAUUGGUAGCACUGGGUUUUAUUUUUGGAAUCAACCCUUCCAUCCUUGGAUUAACUGUAUUGGCCUGGGGUAACUCUAUGGGUGAUUUAAUGUCAAAUGUUGCAUUGGCAAUAAAUGGUGGAGAUGGUGUGCAGAUUGCUAUAUCAGGAUGCUAUGCUGGACCAAUGUUUAACACUCUUGCUGGUUUGGGGAUCUCAAUGCUGCUCGGAGCUUGGUCAGAGAGACCUGCAUCAUACAUACUCCCUAGAGAUGGUAGCUUAUUUUAUACCAUGGGAUUUCUCAUCUCAGGACUCAUUUGGUCUCUUGUAGUUCUACCACGGAAUGAUAUGCGUCCCAGCAAGAUGUUAGGAAUUGGGCUUAUAAUCAUCUACUUAUUGUUUCUCUUUUUUAGGGUGAGCACUGCCAUGGGUGGUGUGUCUUUGGAUGGCUGAAGUUAACCCUUACAUUUACAAGAAACAAGUUGAUAUUGAUGUACGAACCCUUGGGGUUCAUCCUGUUUGGAGGAAAACUUUUGAAUCUCUUGCACACUGUUGAGCUGUGGUGGUAAUAUCUAUUCUGCAACUUGCAUCCCACAACAAUAUAAAGGCAGAGGAUAAUAUCCUAUUGAUGAAGAGGAUCAUUCAAGCUCGUUCAAAUGAAUAGAUAUUGGUGGAAAUUUUUAUCUCAACUGUGUUUGAUUAUGUAUUUUCUCAUGGUGUAUAGCUUUGCUUGUGUUUGAUGUUGCGAUCCGCUCGAGAUUAUUGUUCAUGCGGUUUGCAUAUCAGAUCAGAUGAUUUGUAUUUUCUAUUUUUAGUUUACCGAUGUGAAAUAUUAAUGUACUCUUCAAGUUGCUUUUUU